AGAAGGAAUUAGUAAUUUAAUUAAGCUUUUUUUUAUUGUUUAUUUAUGCUUUUGAAUUUUCUGUUCACGAACACUAGAAGAAGUAUAUUUUGUUCACAUUAUUUAUUAUGUUUCAGGACCGUUUUUAAUGGCGGAAAUAGUAGGGGUAAUCGUCGGUGCAUUGAGUUUCAUUUGUGGUACUCCAACCUGCAACUUUAUAGAUCAAUAUCAAAAUUUUAAUGACAAUGUGGGUGAGCUGAGAAGAAUAUUGGACACUCUAACUAGCCAGAAACGAGAUAUAGAAUCAAUAAUAGAACAGGCAGAGGCUCGCGGCGGACAAACGGUUAGACAACAAGUGCAAGUAUGGCGUAAGCAAGCACAAGAGAUCAAUGUUGAUGUGCGAGCAUUUUUAGAAAAGGUGCAGGGAGUCAAGUGGUACAAGCGUGUCUGUCUUGACAAACGUGUUUGCAGAAAAAUUAAAGUGGUGGCGGACAUGAUUGAAAAAGGUAGCUUUACUGAAGGCCUUUUUAUUGAGAGAGCUCCAGCUCAUGGAAACAUAUUUCCAACAGAGGAUAUAGUGUCGGAAAUGCUUACUAGAGAUCGUGAAAAUUGGGAGGACUUGACGGCUAAUGGACCUGUUUCCAAAGUGCUACUGGUUAUAGCCUGUGAAGAGAUAGAGCGCGUGGUUGAGUUGGACUCAUCCUCGUCCUCAUUGUGUUGUUCGAUACUUGAUAAGCUUGAACUGCUAGAGCUUUGGGGAUUGCCUAGGUUGUGUGAACUUGUGAGAGUGGAAGGAGUAGCAACACCGCUGCAUGUCUUUUCCAAUCUUAAAACACUUAAAAUAGAAGCAUGUACAGGAAUGAGGAAGUUGCUUCCACUUGAGCUACUACAAGCCCUCCAAAACUUAGAGGAGAUUAGAGUUGUCAGUUGCAAACAAAUGGAGGAGAUAAUAGCAUUAUCAGAUUCAGAUGCAUCAUCAUCAGAUAAAUUCACUUUAACUUUUCCUAAGUUAAGGGAAUUGUGCUUGUGGAACUUACCCCAAUUGAAGAGCAUCUGCAGUGUCAAAGGAGUUACAUUUUGUAUUCUAGAAGAGAAAGAGAUCGAUGUGUCUGAGAUGCAAACCCUAAGUGGGUAUAUUUUGGAAGACAAAGAUAUCCAGCCUCUACUCCCUCACAAACUCCAACCAUCCUCCAUGUUACCUUAUAAGGCUCCUUACUAGACUUAAACUCAGAGGAGUACAAUGCAUCAAUUGAGUACUACUGGGCACCCUUCAUAGUGGAGUCUGAUUCAUACCAUGCAACAUAUCAUACGGUCCUGAGAUGACUGGUGAACCUUGCUGCCAUAGCUGAACAUGGCAGGAGCUUGGAAGGAGUUGAUGUGUUGGUGUUUAAGUGCUAAGUUUGAUGGAUCCACAAGCAUAACAAGCCUCAAAUCAGUGUCAUAACCCUUUAAGGCUUCCACCUCUUCCUCCAGAACCAAUUGCUAUCAACUACGAUCAUGAAGCAAAUCAUGAUUUCCCUCUUGCCACAGUUACUAGACCCAGUUUUAAGGAAUUGAAGAGGUAAGGGAGGGAGACAUGGCCAUGGCAGUUGAACUUAACCAGCAGUAGGAGGUAUAUGAGGUAUAUCAAGGAGAUUGAACUUGUGAAACAUGUAGACUUCUGCAAGUUUCACUCUUCUGUUUCUUUUGGGAUAUACAGCACAGAAAGUGAAGCACAAAAGAGGAGCCUUAAGCAAUAGGAUUGGUUCUGUGGUUUUUCUGAAACGUCAUAGCUGCUACUAUAGCAUGCAUCAAAGGAGAAGGAUAGAAGCCAUGCGGUAAUGAGAACUGGUUCAACGAUACUUAUCCAAUCCAAGAAGCACCAUACUUAGGGAAUUGGAUCUCAUCUUGCCAUCAUGGAGACAGUUCGCAACAUCUUACAAGGACUAAAAAUAAAUCGUUACAGUUUUGAACAUUACACAAUUGUCGAAAUAUCAAAAAGUUGUUCAUGUCUGUUUAUGGCGAAUAGAAAGGAAAACUCGACAGGAAACAGAGAUCUGACCCAAAAAAAAUUUCUGAUUGUGUUCAUGGUAAUUGGUUCUUUACGGGACUACCUGAUUACAUGGAAUAAGAUUGUGUAUGCAUAUUUGUUGAGCAGUUGUAAAACUCUUUUGUGAUCUUUGAAGUUCAAGUACAUAUAGAAGAACAUAUCUCCAAGUUGCAGUUCAGGAGAUUUGCUUUGGCCUAUCUAAUUUAGUUAUUAUAAAUGUCUAUUUCUUUA
Messenger RNA from Rubroshorea leprosula, 2239 nucleotides. NCBI's taxonomy places the organism in Eukaryota, Viridiplantae, Streptophyta, Magnoliopsida, Malvales, Dipterocarpaceae. The record is from the annotation of a GenBank genome assembly.